Molecule: messenger RNA, 1728 nt
Organism: Plasmodium coatneyi
Lineage: Eukaryota; Apicomplexa; Aconoidasida; Haemosporida; Plasmodiidae
Exons: 1
Coding region: 1-1728 (575 amino acids)
Biological process (GO): transmembrane transport
Molecular function (GO): transmembrane transporter activity
Source: RefSeq, a predicted model, not a curated record
AUGGGGUCCCAAGCAAAGUCGAACAUCCCCCUGACCCAGCCAGGCCGGGAGGGCCAAUCAGAGGAGGAUAUAAAACAUGAUGGAUCAGGUGCAAAAAAGGGAAGUCCAGGAAACGUAGGCACCAGUUUAAUCAGUUUAAAAGGGUAUGAUAUGCCCUCCACCUUGGAAGAGUUGUUGGAAAAAAAAGAAAUCCGAGUUUCCUCAGAACAGAAGACCCCAUUCAACAUAAAUAGGAAUAUCAUUCUGUUUCUGUAUUUUAUGCUGAUUGUAUUAACGAAUCGUUUAUUUUUUGGAUGGCCUAACUUGUCCAAUCUGCUAUUUCGAGAUGAAGCCUAUAUUUGGAAAUGCACGAAAAACGCACAAGGGUCUUACGACAAGCCUAAUGACAAACGGUAUGUGUGUGAAGAUCAAGACAAGGCAGUACAGACAAUUUUCGUUUUUGGAUCUUCUGCCUAUUUUGCUUUUUCCUUUUUUAAUGGGAUUAUCGUGGAUUAUUUAGGAUCCAGGUUCAGUAUGCUUUUAGGUCACGUAUUAAAUUUACUUGGAUGGUUUCUCCUAAUUAUGUCUAAUGAGCAUUUCGAUGCAUAUGUUAUUUCUGGUGUAUUCAUCGCAGCAAGUAUCGACCUGGCAUCCUUCUCAACGUUGAAUGCCUCAGGAUUAUACCCAGGGAAUGAAAACUUAAUUGUUAAUAUUAUUUCUGGUGCGGGAUCUCUCUCUGCGGGAACAAUGACCAUUCUAGACUUAAUAAUCACUGGACUGAACUUGAGCUUUAAAACCUUUAUGCUGUGGUAUAUGUGCAUCAGUGUGUUAUUUUUUUUCAUCCUUACCAUUUUUAUGUUCCCGAGGAGUAGGUACUAUAGACAGUACGAGUUCGACAACUAUUACAGCAGUAGGGACUUGAGCAUGAAGGGGGCAGGAAAUAUGUCCAACCACGUAAAGGAAGAUAGUACCACCAAUCGUAGUGGAAAUGGUGUUGUCGAGUUGGCCAAUGGGUCAGCCAAUUCUGUGACGGAGAAGGAUAUCGAGAUGAACGAGCAAAAGAAGGACAGUAUGAAUAACACCACCAACAAGAGCAUCGUAUCUAGUGGGAAUGAAAAAAAGAGCAUGUUCAAUUGGGCAAGUAUUAAUGACCUAAUCAAGAUAUGUACCUGUGCACACUUUUUAUGUCUCUGGAUUUAUGGACCACUCAAUGCGAUUUACAACACAUUCUACUUUAGUGUAGUGGAGAACAUCCUCUCGAAAGACAAGAAUGACAUUUUGGGUUAUAUUCUCCCCUUUUCCUUUAUCCCUUGUAUUAUCAUGGGGAAUUUAUCAGACAAGUACGGAGUUAUGGUUAUGUUUUCCUACGAACUUUUUUUCGCCCUAUGUAUGUACGUGUUUAGCUAUAGCAAAUCGAACCUAGCGCAGUGGAUCUCCGUCAUUUCGAAUACCAUGUACUCUGCCUGUGCGAAUGGCCAAUUGUGGACCUUUAUAUCCUUUACCUUUAGCUCCAAGUACCACUCCACGCUUAUUGGGUUGCUGAAUUUCGUCUGCGGGAUUGUCUCCUUCGUGCGUCUCCUUCUAUUCGAAUGGGCCAAAUACACCAAGUACGAUUUUACCUACAUCAAUUUGCUGAUCAUUGGGUUCAUCGUUAUUAACAUGGGCAUCACCGUGGCCAUCGUGUUUAUUAGGAGGAUCAAGGGGGAGAAGGUGCACUACGGGGAUGAGGACGCCAAACCCGCCGAGUGA